Messenger RNA from Nerophis ophidion (straightnose pipefish), 5117 nucleotides. It is a transcript of the gene rlim, whose product is annotated as ring finger protein, LIM domain interacting. Gene Ontology annotation, biological process: ubiquitin-dependent protein catabolic process; protein ubiquitination; random inactivation of X chromosome. Gene Ontology annotation, molecular function: ubiquitin protein ligase activity. Bases 220 to 2136 code for a protein of 638 amino acids. The transcript is spliced from 4 exons. Gene Ontology annotation, cellular component: nucleoplasm; cytoplasm. NCBI's taxonomy places the organism in Eukaryota, Metazoa, Chordata, Actinopteri, Syngnathiformes, Syngnathidae. The record is from RefSeq and is a predicted model, not a curated record.
GCCCAUUGCUCUUGCAUUUCCGGAAGACAGUUGUAGCGUUCCUCAAAGAAACAAAAUGGAUUCCUGAAACUACACUUAGCCGAACAGCCGAGCGUUUUUUAAAGGUUACAGCACGAACAACUUGGCCGUGCGCGCCCAUAUUUACUCCCAUCAUCGAACAGCAUCUAGAUCUUGCUGGAGACUGGAUAAUAGCCCUCAACCUCUUUCCCUUCUGAGCCAAUGGAAGGGUCUGACAGUUCAGAGCAGAGCGGCAGUGACCAGCCCGAGUCACAGCGCAGGCGGCAACUGGAUCGUCUGGACAGAGAGGAAGCCUUCUACCAGUUUGUCAACAAUCUAAGCGAUGAGGACUAUCGUCUCAUGAGAGACAACAAUCUUUUAGGAACCCCAGGAGAAGCAACAGAGGAUGAACUGUUUAGUAGACUUCAUCAUAUUAAAAAUGGUCCAGAGCAGCAGAAUAACACCCCCAGGACUGAAAAUGGAGAAGAACCAGGAGAGCAACCCGAAACCUCAGAGGAUCCAGCUAACGGAGAUAGUCUCCUUGAAUGGCUAAAUACAGUAAGACGCACAGGAAACACAACUAGGACUGGUCAUCGUGGAAACCAGUCAUGGCGGGCAGUUAGUCAGACCAACCCAAACAGUGGAGACUUUCGCUUUAGCCUGGAAAUCAGCGUUAACCGCAACCUAGCAGAGCAGCAGGCAGCUGCAGAAGGAGAGCAGCAAACUGCUCCGUCUCAAGCAGCGGAGGAAAAUACUGAACCGCAAGUUUUCAUGGAGACGGGGGUGGUAGAAGAACCAGUUGUUGAGGAGAUGGCUGUCAUAGUAGAACCAGAGCCUGAACGGGAAGAGGUUGUUUCAGAAGAGACACUUGGAGAAGCUCCCAGCUCACCAGUUGUUGUGCCAGUUCCACCCACUCUUUCCUCUUCUCCACGUAGAGGGCACAGGAGGGCCCGUAGCCGUAGUUCUGAGCCAUGCAGAACCCGGGCUCGCACAGCCAGGAGCCGCUCCCCUCUCCGUUUAGAUCAGUUGGAAGAGCUCCCAAAUCCUCGUUUUGCCCAAAUGUCUCAAGGCCCCAGCACAGACACCAGCGCUCCACCUGCGCCUCAUGUUGAGGGUAGUUCUCGGACUCGACAACAUGUUCUUUCUAGACAAAGUGCACCUGAGAUUGACACUCAGCAGCCCAGUGUUGAAACGGAGCAAAGCCCCGAGACCCCAAACGUCACAUCUCCUGAAGGAGAAACCGGAGUAGAAGGUGGGGCAGCUGGACGGCGGCCUCCGACUAUCAUGCUUGAUCUUCAGGUACGUCGCGUUCGUCCAGGCGAAUAUCGCCAAAGAGACAGCAUUGCCAGUCGUACCCGUUCACGUUCACACAACUCAAACAACACGUUUCUUUAUGAAAGCGAGCGUGGUGGAUUUCGUAGGACUUUCUCACGCUCGGAGCGUGCUGGCGUGCGGACGUACGUCAGUACAAUUCGUAUCCCUAUCCGCAGAAUUUCGGAUGCAGGUUUGGGAGAGGCGACCUCAAUGGCUCUCCAGUCUAUGAUUAGACAGAUCAUGACAGGCUUUGGUGAGCUUGGCUACCUCAUGGAUUCAGACUCAGAUUCCACCGAUUCGAACCGUGGAGCAAAUGCGUCUGCAGAUGUAUCUGAAACCCCCAAUAACCCAGAGGGUACCACUUCUCCUGCUCCAGCUCCUACUGUUGAUGAACCACCUGUAGCUGCUGGUGUCCGAGCCAGAACUGUUGACACUGAUGCGGAUGAGGGCCUUGUCACUGGUCCGCCGGCCUCUGGUGUCAGGGCUCGACCCAGUCCGCCGCUUAGCCUCGAAGAGCCCAGCUCUUUGCCCCUUCUACGACUGGCUCACUUUUUCCUAUUGAAUGAUGAAGAUGAGGACCAGCCCCAAGGGCUGACCAAAGAACAGAUUGACAACCUGGCCAUGCGCAACUUCGGCGAGAAUGAUGCCUUGAAAACUUGCAGUGUCUGUAUAACAGAGUAUGCAGAAGGAAACAAGCUCCGUAAGCUUCCCUGCUCCCAUGAGUAUCAUGUGCACUGCAUUGAUCGUUGGCUAUCAGAAAACUCCACUUGUCCAAUCUGUCGCAGGGCUGUCCUGGUGUCUACCAAUAGAGAGAGUGUUGUGUAAUUAAACAUGCCUUAUUGUUCUCACUUUAAUUAUACAAUAACCCAUGUUCAUUAACCAUGUAAAGUAGAAGGAUAUCUGUUGAAAUGUAUUCCUUUCAUACUGUUUGGUUUUAUUGUGACUAUUGAUUUGGGCUGGUCCAUGCUGUGAGACUGGCGGAGUUAAGGGUUGUUGUGGUUUCAUGAUGUAUCCAAUUAUGAACAUUGGUUAUCAUGUGUACAUUUUUUUAAUCAGUGGAAAAUCUUCCCUGCACAAGACCCCCUCCUCUUAUUUUCAAGUUCUUAAUGUAUACAUGCAUAUUCAAAAAAAGGCCCUUGGUUGCUGUUAAAAUGUUUUUCUCAGCCAAAUCAUUUUUUUUUCCAUUGCAAAAGAUCAUUGUACAACUAAUAUGAAUUGAGUUAUCCCUUUUUAAGACGGUUAUUGUGCUUAGAAAAUGGCAUACCACUUCAACCUUGUGUACAUUUGUAGACAUUUAUUAUAACUAGUUUACAACUUUCCAAAGUUAUUCACACAAACCAUGCAUGCUGUUUGAAUCAACAUUUAGUGACUAUACUGACUUAUGCACUGGGUCAAGUUGUAAAAGAAAGCCAAUAUAUACAAAGAAAAAUCUCUGAUAAUAAAAGCUGUGCAUCUGCAGGCAGUUUGGGCAGCUCAAAUCUGCACCAUUCUUUUUUAUUGGCUCCUGAACGAAGCCUUAUAUACUAUAAGGUGUGUAUUGGUACAGUUGCGUUACAAUAGGUCAAAGUAUUAGCUGUAAAUAAGCUUGUAUAAAUAAUUUUGAAUCAUGCUUUGUAUCAGCGGUUUUAAUUUUAAAUUGGGGCGAAUUUUGCAAUGUUAUUGUUUACCAGCACAACCCAUUUAAACAGCUGGUGUCAGUGUGUGAGUCAAAUGGGACAGUUUGCCAUUACAUGUGACAUGUAAACAGCCAUAUUUGUUCACUAUGGCAUGAUAUAGCUGUGUAAUACAAUUAUUUUAUAAAGUAGGUUAUUCAGGAAAAAGCAAAUCACCUUUGGCUGUUAAAAAAGAAAAUCGAAUUACAUUGAUGUUACAAACUUGGUAUGUCUCAGUUUUUGAUAGUAUGUUGGGUUGAUAUAGUGUUCUAGGCAUGGUGAUUAACCCCUGCACCCCUCUUAAAGCUUUUUUUUUUUUUUACUACUAUUAUAGUAACAUGGCCAAAAUAUUUUCUUUCAUCACACGUAAAUGGUUUAUAAUAUUUUUAUGUAAAAAAUUUCAACAAUCCUUUUUCCCCGUUUGAUCUAUUGCUAGUCGACUUCAUUUCCACAUUUAUACGUCCUAUCUCACAAGCCACACUUCAUACAUCUUAAACCUUCCACCUUAAUAGGUGUGGCCCUAGGUCCUAGGCUCGGUCUCGGGUCCCACAACCCAUUCCUUUCAUUACCGGUCUUCUCCCACUUGGCAAUAUUUCCACUGCUACACCGAUGACACCAGAGGUGGUGGAAAUAAUCGAUUUUUAGAUGCAUCACAGUUAGAACAUGGACAAUUAUGAAAAUGGAUUAGUAAAUGUCGAUUUAUUUAUUGAAAAUAAAGUUAAUCAAACAGUUCUAAAACGUAUUUGACUAGCGAGCCACCUCAGAGAUCUGACCAGCUCCUUUAUUUUUGGGCACUUAUGUUCCAGUUUUACACACAUUUCCAUUAAUUUGAUAAGUGUGGGAAUAAAUUGAAGUGUUUGUUAUUACAAAUGCACUGUUUUUAAAAGUUGCAAGAGAUAAACGCGUAUUUAGUGAAGCGAAAAAUGUACAACCGUCAAUAUUUAUAAAUUGAAGAUGCAUCAAUAAUUGAUUUUUAAUCGAAUUGUGAGGGGCCCACAGAUGUCCACAUUCACCUCUGGUUUAGCUCCAAUAAGAUGAAAUGGUGAUAAAAUUCAACUCCUUAUUGGUACAAAAUCAUCACAACCCCUAAGUUGAUAGCUUCACUCUAUUGACAGCUUUUAGUCGUUCCCGCCUCUCUGCUUAAGGGUCUAAGUAUCACCUUUGAUAGCAAACUCAUUCCAAUUGCCCCCUCGUGACUUCUUCCAUUUUCGCAACAUUAAAUCAGAUCUGUCCGCCCUGCCUCCAUCUUGGUUCAGUCUGCAACUCACUCCUUGGUCUGCCCCAUAAGUCCCUCCACAAGCUCCUUAACUGCCCGGUUCAUAACAGAACCUUCAUUGGCUCUCGGUCAGGCAGUUAAUUGACCACAGACCCCUUUAUGCCUUUAAAUUAAUUUGCAUAAUCACCCCUCCUUCCUUGUCUGACCCACACAUGAGACUUUGCUGUCUCAUCUGCCCACUAAACUCUUCAUUUUUAACACCUGACAUUCAAAAUAUUUAACGCCUUCAAAUUCCGACUCAAAACCCACGUUUAAAUGCUUCUACACUGUCCAUUUUUUGUCUGUUACGUGACUUUACCUGCAUCUUGUAAAGUGUCCUUGGGCUUUUCGAAAGGUGCUUAUAGAUUGUUUUGACAGUUUCACAUUGAGGUGACAUUAUUAGGAUAAAUGCCUCCUUAAUAACAGAACAUUAUAAUUAAUGUAAAAUCAUAACUCUUACCAUUGCACUUUUGUCUUUAUUGUCAAGAUGUUUGACCGCCGACUGUCCAUAAGUACAUGACGUAAGCUGUUAUGAAAACCAUUGACUAAUAGCUGAAAUCCUAAAUGAAGGCAUCGCAUCUUAAAAAUGUAUAGAUUAUGUGACUUAUUUUUUACAGCACUGCUAAUUAACAAGAGCGCGUGUCUACAGGAUGAAGAGGACAUUGUAUUUUCAUCCUGUGGCGUAUUACUUGUCCCUCAUCCAUGGCACGGUUAUUACACUUUGCUUUUUUGCAGACCAACAACAAAAAAAUGAAUGCAAGAUUGUCACUGUUCAAUUAAAUAAACUUCUGUAUAAACUGUUCCUUUUUGGGGCCAUGCUUGGCCUUGUUCUGUGACCCACCCAAUUUGAGUGGGUGUUAAGGGAGACUAACCGCUGAAUUAAACAAGUUGUUAUGCUA